Molecule: messenger RNA, 534 nt
Organism: Candidula unifasciata
Lineage: Eukaryota; Metazoa; Mollusca; Gastropoda; Stylommatophora; Geomitridae
Source: the annotation of a GenBank genome assembly
AUGGCUGCCGACAAGCUGGCUCGUGUGAAGGAUGCGCUGAAAUCUUUUCCCGACUUUCCUAAACCAGGCAUUUUGUUCAGAGACAUUUUCCCCUUAUUCCGAGACCCUUCAGUGUUCAAUGACCUUAUCGACCUUCUGUAUGAUACCAUAAAAGAAUCAUCGCCUGGAGUGCAGUGCAUUGUGGGUCUAGAAUCCAGAGGGUUUCUGUUCGGGCCACUUUUGGCUCAGAAGCUUGGUGUUCCAUUUGUGCCCAUUCGCAAAAAAGGAAAGUUGCCCGGAGACUUGGUGUCUGUGACCUAUGACCUGGAAUACGGCUCUGACACAUUUGAGGCACAGAAAGGGUCAAUUUUGAGUGGACAGAAAGUUGUGAUUAUAGAUGACUUGCUGGCAACUGGGGGGACUAUGAAAGCUGCCUGUGAUCUGGUGGAACAGCUAGGAGCUAAAGUCGAUCUCUGUUUAGUUGUUAUUGAACUAGCAGAUCUUGAGGGGCGCAAGAAAAUUCCCAAGCCCCUCAAAACUCUCAUAACCUUCUAA